Molecule: messenger RNA, 1647 nt
Organism: Helianthus annuus (common sunflower)
Lineage: Eukaryota; Viridiplantae; Streptophyta; Magnoliopsida; Asterales; Asteraceae
Product: cation/calcium exchanger 1
Exons: 1
Coding region: 1-1647 (548 amino acids)
Biological process (GO): monoatomic cation transport; transmembrane transport
Cellular component (GO): membrane
Molecular function (GO): monoatomic cation transmembrane transporter activity
Source: RefSeq, a predicted model, not a curated record
AUGGUGAAUAAAAUCACACUCACUCUCUUCCUCAUCAUCAGCAACAACAUCUUCACCGGUUACGCCGACACCACCACCUGCACUGGCAUCCACAUCCAAAACUCAUCCACUUCAACCUGCACUUACAUAACAACCACCACCAGUUGCAACCCAAAAGGCUACAUCAACUACCUCCAAAUAUACUACUGCAACUUCUCAUCCUUUCCUCAAGCAGGUUUCAUCCUCUUACUCAUAUGGCUCGUUAUUCUCUUCUACAUACUAAGCAAUACGGCGUCGGAUUACUUCUGCCCAGCAGUCGAACACUUGUCCAAUUCGUUAAACCUAUCUCCAGCUAUCGCCGGAACCACUCUUCUUCCGUUAGGUAACGGAUGCACCGACGUUUUCUCCACCGUGAUAGCGUUCACGACCACCGCUGACGGCGGUGAUAUCGGUCUUAAUAGUGUGUUAGGUGGAUCUAUUUUUGUUACCACCGUUGUCGUCGGAGUUAUGAGCUUGCUGAUUACGUACCAGAAAAAAGUUGUGGUGGUUGAUAAACCUAAUUUUAUCCGUGACGUUGUGUUUCUUCUCGUGACACUCACGAACGUUCUCGUGAUUGUUAUUAUUGGAGAAAUUGGUUUAUGGUUGGCGAUUGUGUUUGUUUUGACUUACGUUGUUUACAUUCUGUUAGUUUGUUACAUCCAUUUUAUCCACCAGAAGAAACAGAAACAGAAACAGAAACUAGUAUUUGGUUCGGUUAAUGAUGGUAUUGGUGAUGAUCAUGUUAUUAGGGUACCAUUGUUGUGUUCAGUUGAAGAAGAAAAUGUUGUACAUCCUGUAGAAAAAGUUGUACAUUGUGAAGAGCAAGUUGUAGACAGAAGGAGUGUUGUGACUAUUGUCAACCUUUUGCUAUAUGUUGUCAAGUUGCCGGUUUACUUGCCAAGAAGGGUAACAAUACCAGUGGUGACAAAAGAAAGAUGGUCAAAGCCCUUUUUGGUAAUUUCAAUGGUGUUGGGACCACUAAUGGUGGGUGUAGUUUGGAAUACAAAAGAGGGGAGUCUUGGGUUGAAGGGUAGUUUGGUGACAUAUUUUGUGGUGGGUGCAAUUGGGAUUGGUUUAGGGACUUGUACAUAUGCUUUCACAAGUAGUACUAUGCCUCCACAAAGGUGUUUGGUGUUUUGGUAUGCUAGUGGGUUCCUAAUGAGUGUUACUUGGACAUAUGUAACUUGUAAUGAGUUGGUGUCUUUGUUGGAGUCACUAGGGAACAUCAUAGGAAUGAAUCCUGCAAUCAUAGGGCUUACUGUUCUAGCUUGGGGGAACUCAAUUGGGGACCUUGCGGCCAAUGUGGCUUUGGCUAUGUAUGGUGGGCCCGAUGGGCCUCAGAUCGCGAUGUCAGGAUGUUAUGCCGGGCCUUUGUUUAAUGUUCUUAUUGGUUUAGGGUUUUCGUUUGUGUUUGUGUCAUGGUCAAAAUAUCCUGCUGCGUAUGUCAUUCCAGAAGACCCGAAUUUGUGUGAAACUAUAGGGUUUUUGAUGGUUGGAUUGCUUUGGGCUCUUGUGAUUUUGACAAAAAGAGAGAUGCGACUUGAUCAUACGCUUGGAGGUGGACUCUUGGUGAUAUAUUUGUGCUUCUUAUUCAUUAAGCUUGCUAGGGCUAUUGGUUUGCUAGGUUAA